UUGGUGAUGGAAAAUGGUGCAAAGCACAGGGAACUUUUAUUCGACAAAUUAAUUUGCCCAGUCACAAGGCCGGAUAUUUUGGUUUUGAAGAAGCAUGAAAUUGAUUUUGGAUCAACAGCAAUUGGUCUCUCUUCGAGGAAACUGCUGUUCGUUAAAAAUAUCUCAAACAGGAGUGUGAAGGUGAAUAUCAGCACACUAGAUCCAUUCGGUCCAUUUGUCGUCCCUCCAGGUCAAACUAUUGAAACUGGCUCCAUUUUAGAGCUUCCUGUUACCUAUACACCUACUCGAGAUCAAGAAAAAGAAGAAUAUUUCGAAGUGAGGAGCUCUAAUACGAGGACAAAAUGGCGUAUAAGGGUCAUCGGACGUGGAGUGGUGCCAUCUUAUGUCUUGAAACCUAAAUUUCGAGUAGCUCGUUUCGAAGCUGUCGGAAAUGAAGCAGUGGAACUGAAAAUAUCUAUUCAUAACACUGGAAAGUGCUCGUUGACGUUUCAACUUCGCGUAAUCGAUGUGUUGGAAGGUACUAUUCCUCAAGAUCAAGAAAAUAAAGUGCAAAGAAGGAAAAAAGUGGACGGGGAUAGUGAUAGAAAAUCCUCGAAGAAAGCAGAAUUCAGAGAGCAUAUACAACCACAGGAAGAAUUUGCCAUAUUUGGAGGAAAUUUGAAACCGUCUACCAAUGACUACUUUUCGUUUGACAAGUUUGAUGAAAAGAUGCAGAUAGUAGUCGGUGAAAACAACAAGAUGGAAUUCAUCGUUCGGUUUCAACGACAAGACGAGGAGAAAAAUUCUCAAAAUAAAGAGACAACGUCAAAGAAGGAGAAGAAAAAGAAAAAAUCAGGGAAAAGUGAGGAAAAUGAGAAAUUAAAUUACUGCUACGUAGCAGUGUUGAAAUUAAUGCUGGGAACCUCGACUAGAGCGCAUGACUUCGUAAUAAUAUGCUCAACAAAAUAGAAGCUCACAUUUUCACUCUAACUCGAGGAAUAAUUA
This is a messenger RNA of Osmia lignaria (orchard mason bee), 984 nucleotides long. RefSeq lists its product as uncharacterized. NCBI's taxonomy places the organism in Eukaryota, Metazoa, Arthropoda, Insecta, Hymenoptera, Megachilidae. The record is from RefSeq and is a predicted model, not a curated record.